CAUAACAAAGCAACGGAAGGUAAAGACACGCGAGACGGCAACACUCGGCUUAUGGCAGCCCGUUCAGUAAAUUUCAAAACAUAACGUUUACAAAUGACAGGAAUAGAACGUCGGGCUACGCCUCUGUACGUGUGAUAAAGAAAAAUUCCGAAGAGAAACGGAGAGAGACUGCCACCGGGAAUGUCAGAGAGUCGGCCAUGUUUGACUAAAAGGACAGCUGAGCGACUCAAGUGAGAAAAGAAAAAAAGGAAAAAAAAGGAAAAAAAUAUUGAGUAAAAGGAAAAAGGAAAAAAAAAAAUUGUGACGUUUUUUGAAGCGAAAUUUGAAGGUGAAUGAAGUGACCAGAGGGCAGCGAAUUGACGGAGGGAAAUGAAGGAAGAGAGAGCAAGAAAGAGUGAGAGAAAGACAAUAGAAAGAGUGUGAGAAAAUCGAUAGAGAAGUGGCGAGCAUUUUGGCAAAAGUUUUCGUGAGGUGAGGAUCAAACACCAUUGCUGACACACGUGCGUUUGGAGCAAAGGCAAAGGAAAAGAAAAAGAAAAACUGAAACAAAAACAAACAAACAAAAAUCUUCGAAUACAACCGGAAGUUAACAUCUAAAGGGAGAGAGAAAGAGAGAGAGAACCAGAUAAAAAAGAAGAAAUAAAAACGUGAUAGGAAAGUCAAACAACCCAAGAUCAGAAGAAAGAAAGAAAGAAAAGGAAUAAAAGAAAGAAAAAAAGAAAAAAAACGUUUUGAUCUUCGAAAGAUCAGUCAGCUGUUAAUCCUCUGUGAUUCUUAGGCUCAACGUUUUUAACCUCUGUGGGGUUGCUUGUCUCAAUGCGUCUCAACGUUAUUGUUGAAUAGGCGUUCGUCCUCCUGUGGUUGGCGACGGCUUAGGCUUCAUAGGAAGAAAUCUCAUUGUUGUAAUUUUUAUUAUUUACUCAUUUCGCUCGCAAUCGGCUUUUGUCAAGGUUGUGUUUGUUUAGAUAUAUAUACACAUAUAUUCUAUGAAGACUUUUCUUUUUUACAUCAGGAAAAGAUAGAAAAAAGGGAUUUUAAGAUAUUGCUAAACGUGUGUGUUGUCCUUUUAAAAAAUCAUUGUCAAUAAGUGGGUUUAAUUCUUGCCUGUGAUAUUGCCACCAAAUCAUUGUCGGUUCCAUUGCUGUGUGUAAAACUGGUGUUCAUCGUUGUGGACUGUUUAAAAAAAAAGGUAAAAAAAAAGCUAAUGUUAUUACUGUAGGCUUCUAGAGCUCCACUGAAUACAACUUGAUUCGUUUUAUACAUCUAUAUCUGUAUAGAAAGGGCGACGCGACUAUACAGUGCAAUUGAGAUUUCUGCAUUAACAUUCUGAUCGUGUUUAAAUAGAGCAUUUGAACUCACCUCUUACAGUCAGCUCUUCCGUUUCAACCGAAAAAAAGGGAAGAAAACACACUGAGAAAAUAAUAAAACCGAAAUAGGAAGGAAAAUAAGCGAAGCCGUUAGAAAAAAGGGAAAAAAAGAAGUCUCGUGCUUUCCACAAAAUACCGUAGAGAACGAAAAUCUUCUUCUUCAUAUAUAUUUUUUCGAGGGAGAUCGAGACACGCGCGGAUAUCCCGAAGAAAAGGUCCAGGCUGCCGGAAGAGACGACCUUCAUGAGGAGGAAUCAAGAGGAGGAUCAGCGACGGCGGCGGCGGAGGCAACAAGGGAUCCAGGCCUACGGAAGUGGCGCGGACGAAGGUGACAUCUAGCGGCGGGAUUAGGAACUGCUGUGGUCGUGUGGCGUCGGAGAGAGGGAGCCGAGGAGAGAGUCGGGUCGUCUCGGAUACGCUCUGCCGUCCGCUGGCUGACUGACUGAGUGACUGAGCGAGCACGACCACGUUCACUUGAAGCGCUGUCGGUUUUACAGCAGCGGUCUUCGGUGAAUCAACACAGCGCGUCUUUAGGAGGAGCUUCCCGCUACGGCUGGCUCCUUUUCUCACCUCUUUCUUCUUCAUAAACUAACACCGCCUCCUGUAGUUUUGUGAGUAAAGCGUAAGUAAGGGAACCUACAGCUACUAACGACUAACCAACCACCACUACUAACUGAGCCUCCUAGAGUAAGCCUUGCGAGGAAAAUUUGGACGGGGAACAUAUGCAGGAAGAAUAGAACACAGUCAUCCUGACCAUGACAAGGAGAUAUUGCACAACGUCUGUCUCUUAAGCAGGGGAAGAAAGGGAGUUAGGAAAAAUAAAGUAUUCGGUACGCAGUGUCCCUUUAAGACAACUCGAUAGUAGAAGUCUGAAUAGAAAGAGAGAGAGAGAGAAAGGAAGAGGGAAAGGGAGAAGAUAAGAAUAGAGAUAGAGAAAAGAGAUAAAUUAGGGCGACAGAGUGAGCGGUUAUUCUCGAGGACGGCGUUAGAGCGAAGAUUCCACCUCCUGCUACUGCUGUGUCCUCCCAGCAGCAGCGCCCUUCCCUCGGACGCCUCGCCUCGCCCGACAUGGUGAAGAUGAUGGCACGACGCGGCGGCCUCCGACUGGCCCUGCUCGGCCUGCUGGCGGCCUGCGCCCUCGUCUACGUCUACUACUACUCCUCGGCGCCAGCCAGCCCCCACAUCCUGAAGGACAAGCCCCAGGACGCGUCGAGGGGCGGCGUCGCGGGGGAGAGGCGGGCGGAGCGGCAGAGCGACGGAGGCGCCGGAGGGGAAGGAGGGGGAGGAGGGGGCGACGUGGCGUCAGCGGACGGGGGGCAGGCGACCCCCUCCCACCAGUGCAAGGACAUCCAGGCCCCCAAGACGGACGUCAACACCGUCGACCAGUUCCCUAAGUUCGAGUUCCAGCCCGCCUGGAUGCGUGGGAAAGAGUUUUGGGACACGAACUUCGAAAAGCGAUAUUUGAAGAGAAGGGCCAAGUGGAAGAAGCUGCCUCUCAAGGUACGAAGAAAGAUGUAGUUGUUGUACUGAUGUUGUAUUGUUAC
This is a messenger RNA of Penaeus monodon (black tiger shrimp), 2911 nucleotides long. RefSeq lists its product as uncharacterized. NCBI's taxonomy places the organism in Eukaryota, Metazoa, Arthropoda, Malacostraca, Decapoda, Penaeidae. The transcript is spliced from 4 exons. The coding region runs from base 2436 to 2885 and encodes 149 amino acids. The record is from RefSeq and is a predicted model, not a curated record.